AUGUCUGGAAAUCUUGGGCCUCCUAAGCUCACCUUCCGGACCGCUGUUCCAGCAGAUGCAAGCCACCUGGCUUCUAUCAUCAACGCUGGCUUCCGAAAUGAAAAGACUGGGCAGACAUGGAUUUUCAACGACCAGUCCCGAAGAGUCGAUAUCGUAUCGGCGAACGACACCGCCAAUAUGAUAGCCGGCCCAGAUACAGUCAUGCUCACAGGCAACAUUCCAAGCGAACUCCGGCCAGUCGCAUGUUGCUUCUUGCAAAGGCCUUCUGAUCCUGCGCAAGCCCACAUGACGACCGGCGCUGCUUGGUUCGGUCUGCUUGCUGUACAACCAAAGUACCACCAUCGAGGCUAUGGCCGGGCCAUGCUUGCUGAGGCAGAAGAAUUUGUGCAGCAAAAUUGGAACGUCAAACGCCUGGAGAUGGACUAUGUAAAUGCACGCACCGAGCUUCGCGCGUGGUAUGGCCGCUGUGGAUAUCAAGAGACUGGGGCAAAACGAGACUUCCGCUAUGGCGAUAGAGGACGUGAAAUUUUCGCGGACGGGCUGGAGAUGAUCGUCCUUGGAAAAGACUUGACGCAGGCUACGAGCGUUUCUUGA
Messenger RNA from Pseudocercospora fijiensis CIRAD86, 594 nucleotides. RefSeq lists its product as uncharacterized. Gene Ontology annotation, molecular function: acyltransferase activity, transferring groups other than amino-acyl groups. The transcript is spliced from 2 exons. The record is from RefSeq and is a predicted model, not a curated record. NCBI's taxonomy places the organism in Eukaryota, Fungi, Ascomycota, Dothideomycetes, Mycosphaerellales, Mycosphaerellaceae. The coding region runs from base 1 to 594 and encodes 197 amino acids.